AUGGAUUGGUAUCCAAGAGAUCACGUGAGGAAGAGAGGACGCCCGCCGACAGACUGGGACAAGGAGAUGAAGAAGACCUGCGGGGGAACAGCCUGGAAGAGAGUAGCAUUAGAGAGGAAAGAGUGGAAAAGGAUGGGACAGUUACCCCACAACCCAGAACACAGAACCGGCCGCCAUGGACGGGUGACCGUCCAUCAACUGCAGCCUAAGAAUAAAGACCCGAGGCAGGGUGUUACGUCAGUCCGGAGGAUGUUCGACGAGAGGAACACUGUACGGCCCUUGUAG
Nezara viridula (southern green stink bug) is the source of this 285-nucleotide messenger RNA. NCBI's taxonomy places the organism in Eukaryota, Metazoa, Arthropoda, Insecta, Hemiptera, Pentatomidae. The record is from the annotation of a GenBank genome assembly.